AUGAAUAGGGUACAAAAAACUUAUCAGCCAUCGUCAAGAAUUGAACGGCUAGCUGAGCCGUUGGCACGAUGGCGCAAACCGCUGAUUCGAGUGAAUGUCGUUUUCCAGGAGAUUGAUCACCAGAUACUUUGGUACAAAAAGACCCCUAGUUCUUUCGAUAAAAAAAUUAUAGUUAUACACACACCGCCUCAACACACAAAAACCGAAUCUGGCGUAUCUCGAGCAGCUCUUAAAUAUGAGGCGUCAGAAAAUAUUAGGCGAUUGGCCAAACCCCGGUCAAUACCAAAAACGGACGAUGAAAAAUGCUCUUCUGUGAAGUCAUCGUCGCUUGUUUACAAGCCAUCGCUUCGAAUACUUCAACUUUCCAAGCCCCGGACACGCGUGGUGAAGACUUGA
Melanaphis sacchari is the source of this 396-nucleotide messenger RNA. RefSeq lists its product as uncharacterized. The record is from RefSeq and is a predicted model, not a curated record. Lineage: Eukaryota; Metazoa; Arthropoda; Insecta; Hemiptera; Aphididae. The coding region runs from base 1 to 396 and encodes 131 amino acids. The transcript is spliced from 2 exons.